UCAGAACCUCCGCGUCGCGUCGCGCCCCGGUGACGCGGCUCUCGGGCCCGUUGUCUGGGCGUCUGAGAGUGGGGGCCCGGUGCCGGCCGGGCUUCCUUGAGUGCGGGGCUCUCAGGGGCGGCGGCGGAGCUUGGACAUGGCGCUGAGGGGCCGUUCCAGGGGAAGAUGAAUAAAGGCUGGUUGGAGCUGGAGAGCGACCCAGGCCUUUUUACCCUGUUGGUAGAAGAUUUUGGUGUUAAAGGUGUACAAGUUGAGGAGAUCUAUGAUCUUCAGAGCAAAUGCCAGGGUCCAGUGUAUGGCUUCAUCUUCCUCUUCAAAUGGAUCGAAGAACGUCGGUCUCGUCGCAAGGUCUCCACCCUAGUGGACGAGACUUCUGUGAUCGAUGAUGACAUAGUGAAUAACAUGUUCUUCGCCCAUCAGCUGAUUCCCAACUCCUGUGCCACUCAUGCCUUACUGAGUGUCCUUCUGAACUGUAGCAAUGUGGACCUGGGCCCAACGCUGAGCCGUAUGAAGGAUUUCACCACGGGCUUCAGCCCAGAGAGCAAGGGAUAUGCCAUUGGGAAUGCUCCAGAGUUGGCCAAAGCACAUAAUAGCCAUGCCAGGCCUGAGCCACGACAUCUGCCAGAGAAGCAGAAUGGGAUCAGUGCUGUGCGGACGAUGGAAGCAUUCCAUUUUGUCAGCUAUGUCCCCAUUAAGGGACGUCUCUUUGAGCUAGAUGGGCUGAAAGUGUACCCCAUCGAUCAUGGGCCCUGGGGGGAAGAUGAAGAGUGGACAGAUAAAGCCCGACGAGUCAUCAUGGAACGGAUUGGCCUGGCUACAGCAGGGGAGCCAUAUCAUGACAUCCGAUUUAACCUGAUGGCGGUAGUGCCCGACCGCAGGAUCAAGUACGAAUCUAAGCUGCACGUCCUGAAGAUGAACCGACAGACGGUGUUGGAAGCCUUGCAGCAGCUGAUCCGAGUGACUCAGCCAGAACUGAUUCAAACCCAGAAGUCCCAAGAGUCUCAGCCCCCUGAGGACUCCAAGCCGGCCUCCUGCAAGCCCUCUCUGGUGCUUGAAACAAGCAAGACCCCACUGGCCUCUGAGGGUUCUCAAACAGAGGGAACUGAAGAGGUAGCGGGACCUUGCCAGCCAGCCCCCACACAUAGCCCACCCAGCAAACCCAAGCUCAUAGUGAAGCCUCCAGUCAACAGUCUCAACGGAGUCCCAGCAAAUCCCAGUCCCAUUGUUCAGCGGCUCCCAGCUUUCCUGGAUAACCAUAACUAUGCCAAGUCUCCCAUGCAAGAAGAAGAGGACCUGGCAGCAGGUGUGGGCCGCAGCCGGGUCCCAGUUCGUCCACCACAACAGUACUCAGAUGAUGAGGAUGAUUAUGAUGAGGAAGAGGAAGAGGAUGUUCGGAACACAAAUUCUGCCAUCAGGUACAAGCGGAAAGGGCAGGUCAAGCAGGAGCCCUUGCCUCCCUCCUCCGAUGGGCAGCUCUGUGUCCUGCAGCCCAACACCAUCAACGUACUGGCUGAGAAGCUUAAAGAGUCCCAGAAAGACCUCUCAAUUCCUCUGUCCAUCAAGACUAGUGGGGGGGCCGGGAGCCCAGCGGUAGCCGUGCCCUCUCACUCUCAGCCUUCGCCCACCCCCAGCAACGAGAGCACCGACACAGCAUCUGAAAUAGGGAGUGCCUUCAACUCCCCACUCCGCUCCCCUAUCCGUUCUGCCAACCCCACCCGCCCCUCCAGCCCCGUCACCUCCCACAUCUCCAAGGUGCUUUUUGGGGAGGACGAUGGGUUGUUGCGAGUGGACUGUAUGCGCUACAACCGGGCUGUACGCGACUUGGGGCCCAUCAUCAGCACAGGCCUUCUGCAUCUCUCAGAGGAUGGGAUGCUGUGUCCUCUCACCAUCACAGGUGGGAAAGGCUCCUCGCCGCCUGCCAGACAGAGCCAGACCACCCAGAUCGGCGUCGCCCUGGAGGAGAAGGAGAUGCCUGAACCGAGUGACAGAGAGAAAGCCGGGCUGAGCCGGCCCCCGGAGCAGAUGUGUGGGGAGAAGUAUUCCCCCAAAGAGCUGCUGGCACUGCUGAAGUGUGUGGAAGCAGAGAUUGCAAACUAUGAAGCCUGUCUCAAGGAAGAGGUGGAGAAGAGGAAAAAAUUUAAGAUUGAUGACCAGAGAAGAACCCACAACUACGAUGAGUUCAUCUGCACAUUUAUUUCCAUGCUGGCUCAGGAAGGCAUGCUGGCCAACCUCGUGGAGCAGAACAUCUCCGUGCGGCGACGACAGGGCGUCAGCAUUGGCCGGCUCCACAAACAGAGGAAGCCUGACAGACGGAAACGCUCCCGUCCUUACAAAGCCAAGCGGCAGUGAGGGACCUCCCGGCCCAGGGCUGGGCCUUCCAUGUGCUCCCCUAAUCAGAGGGCGUUUUGAGGGCACGCAGCUGAGAGCGGCCCCCACCUAUUCUCCUCCCCUUGGACCCAGUAUUACUGUACAGUUUAAAGUGGGAACAUCAUUCCCAAGUGGACAGGUGAAGGUUCCCGUGUGUUGGUCGAACUACAGACCUCCCACUGAUCCUUUAGAAAUAAGGGAGACUUCUUGGUCACAUGGCUCUCUAAGCCUCUCCCUGUUGACCUGAGGAUACUUAAAUCAGUACUUAAAUUCUCAGCUUUUGGAGGGUUGGAGCUGGGAGUGGGGAUUGGGCAGGUCAGCCAGAGAUUGUCGAAAAGUCAGUGCAGGGACCCUCAGGAAGCAGCAGCUGAAGUUGGUGUAGUGGGAACUCUUCCUGUGGGAAUACCCUCUUUUUCUCCCUAUGUCAUCUGAGCCUGCCCACAGCUGGCUGUGGAUCAUCCACCCCAAAGGGUACAUGGACCCCAUUGACAACCGGGGCCUUGACUCCCUGCCUCAGUGACAGCAGAAUAUAUAUUUUAUAUAUGAGAAAUGUCUAUUUUUUUCUUGGUUCUGACUAAUCUUGCCACCAUUGUAUUGAAUACCACUGCCUCCUACACAGCAGCCUUCUGGACAUAGCUUGUCCAGAUCUGGCUCUCCAUCCCUUCCCCUGGCUUUCUUCCUCAUCCAUUUUCUCUGUGUGUGUGUGUGUGUGUGUGUGUGUGCUCCCCUAAACCCUGUCUGGGGAGCUGGAGGGCAGAGCUGGGACUUCAGGGUCACAACCACUUACCUCCUGGAUGUGUGACCAGGGCCAGAGGUGCUUUUGCCCAGGUUCCCCCAUUCACCCCCAUAUGAGCCCAGCCCGGACCACACAAGCACUCCUGGUGAGAUCCCCCAACCGUCUCCUGGAGAGGUUGGGCCUGCACUUUUGCACAUCUGCUGUUUGUUUGAACUCCAAACUCAGGAAUCGAGGCUUGCUCAGGAUCAGUAUGAGAAGUAGGGCAGGUGGGGAGUGGCAGGAUUCUCUGGGUUUUAUGGAAAUGCAUAGCUUUGUUACUGAAUUGGUCUGAGCAGCUACUUGGACUGUCAAGUCUUAAGAGUGGAGCUAUUUUAAGUUUUUAGGUUCUUUUAAUUCCUAUAACUUGUUUUUCCUUUCCUGGCUUGGCCCAAAAAGGGAGUAUAUAUGAGGUCAAGGUGUUUGGGUUCUUUGGGCUCAGCUCCUCUGUCCUGUUAAGGCCUGCUGCAGUGGAGUUAGGCGUUGCUCCAGAAACACAUGGUGCCAAGGUGUCCCCAAGCCUUUUCUUUGGGGAGAAGGCUGAUUUUCAAAGUAUUUGCUGGCUUUCCUAGCCUUGAGCUUGCUGUAAUGGGACUGUGUGUGCAGGGGCUGUUCAAUCUCCAGGGUGGGUGGAGACUUGGACGGGUUUCUGUGGAGGCUCUGAGCAUGAUGUGCCCAUGCCUGCUAGUGUUAGAGAGGUGCCCUCCCUCAGCAAGCCUGCUGGGAGAGCAGAGGUAGCUCUCUGGGGAGCAAGGUGGAGUGACAAGUUAUCAGGCUGUUGGUGCUGAGGGAACUUGUGGGGGCUGUUUCUCUUUCCUUCCUGAGCUUAGCACCCCGUAUAGGAGCAUAAAGUAGGGGAAGACUGGCCACCUGCCUGCUUCCAUUUUAUGGGCAUUUUCCACUUGGGCCUAAGCUACCCUGUGCCGGGCCUAAGCUACCCUGUGCCCUGAGACGACUUAGAGGCAAAGUCCUAUUGCCAUUUGGGGACCAGUCUCUGCCCUUUCCCACCCUCCAGAGUCUGUUUGCUUCUUUGUGACCAUGGUAGCUGUUGCUACCCCAACCCUGUCUCUUCCCACCCCUCCCUUUACCUGUUUCCCCCUCUCUCUAAGGGCCCCUGGGAGAAAGUGAAGGUCCCUUCUUUAUAUACCACAAUUGCCAUUUUAAGUUGUGGUAGGGCAGAUGAAUUUCUUCUCCUUCUGCUUGCACUGAAUUUCAGAAGAGACAGGAAUCAACUUGAAAUAAAAUGUAGGUGUCUUGGGGAAGGUUAACUGAAGCUAUUGUAUAUAAGAGACCUGGGCAGGCUGGGGCUUGGGCCACCCCUUGCCUGUUGCCUGUCCAUCCUUGUAAAUAAAUACCAGUCUUGCCUGAAUGAAUAAAAGUUUUCCUGUAACUUAUAUGCUCUGUGUUGGCUGAAUAAAGAACUGUGUACUGUGCUGUG
Molecule: messenger RNA, 4577 nt
Organism: Sarcophilus harrisii (Tasmanian devil)
Lineage: Eukaryota; Metazoa; Chordata; Mammalia; Dasyuromorphia; Dasyuridae
Gene: BAP1
Product: BRCA1 associated protein 1
Exons: 17
Coding region: 166-2349 (727 amino acids)
Biological process (GO): protein deubiquitination; ubiquitin-dependent protein catabolic process
Cellular component (GO): cytoplasm
Molecular function (GO): cysteine-type deubiquitinase activity
Source: RefSeq, a predicted model, not a curated record